Messenger RNA from Penicillium canescens, 2160 nucleotides. Its product is annotated as PSP1 family protein. Bases 1 to 2160 code for a protein of 719 amino acids. The transcript has 2 exons. The record is from RefSeq and is a predicted model, not a curated record. Gene Ontology annotation, cellular component: cytoplasm. Lineage: Eukaryota; Fungi; Ascomycota; Eurotiomycetes; Eurotiales; Aspergillaceae.
AUGGCUGCGCCAUACGGAGAACAAACCUCUGUAACCCAGUCAAGAAUACCUUCUGCGCCCUCCGCUAAAGCCGAGAAGAAUCACCUGAGUGGGCGCCGCUCUACAUCUGACCCAGAAGCGUUGACUUCGUCCGACGAUGGUAGGGACCACGCGCCGCCGACGCAGAGAAUUACUACACCUGCAACUAAGCCAGAGCGUCGGGCCUCAUGGCUGAAUGACGUGUCGCUCGCAGCCGAGCAAAAGCAUUCUCUGCUUAGGGGCCCGGUCACUUCUGGUGUCUCCUCAAGCACUUCUAGUGACCAGGUACCAUGGACAGCAAAUACCAGCGUCAGCAGGAGGCCCUCCAACUGGAGUCAAUCCUGGAGAAGCUCUUUCCCCUGGGGCACUGACAUCUGCAACACUGAACACGGGGAGGAAACACCACCGCACUUGUCCGAGAUCAUGGCCUCUCAGACCAUGGCCAACCUCUCGCCUGCGAGUGGCCUUCUCGGUGACGAAAUGCUCAACCCGAUCACUCACACCAUCCCCACUGAAUCAGACGUUCCAGGCUCGGUUCCGCUGCAUCUCACCCCCAAGACCCGCCGUUCCCAGUCAUCCUCUGUCGGGCCGUUGUCUGCUUUUGAGCUACAUGCUCGGCGGCCAAGCGUUCUCAGAGUACUGCGACACGAUUCCGCCAGCUGCAGCCGUAAUUGGGUGGAGGACCAUGGUGAAGAGAGCCUCAACAACUCUGGUGGGGACCUCAAUCGACCCGCUGAUCAAGCUCGAACGAUUAAGCAGCUUGCACGCGAAAAUGCUCUUUUACGCCAGGAGGUCACGGACCAAAUCUUUUCACUUCUUCGAAUUCGGGGUAGUAUCCCUAAAGAGGAUCUUGUUGUAGACGAUUUAGGGGAAUUCCACGAUGUCCAGGAGUACAGUAACUUGGGCAGCAACUCAAAGCGGCCCAUUUCCGAGCAUUCACCCGAUUUGGGGCAGCAAUUUUCAUCAUUCACUCCGAAUCGUCCCUACACAUUUGCCGAUAUGCCCAUGCGUCGUAUCUCCAUCAGCUCGAUUGACUCGCACGCAUCUGCUACCACUCUGUCUGGGCUUAGGGACCGCAAUGAAGGGUAUGGAAAUACCAACAACUUCUCUGACCUUUCUGUACUCCCCCAAACUUUUUACCCGUGCGGACAGACGUCGAGUGAUGAGUGUCCAUCAGACAUUCCACCCUCUCCUAGUCGAUAUGCAAUUUCUGGCGCUGAUGACCGUCAACCGCAACUCUUGUCAGAAGCACGAAAAAACCAACUUCUAUACCUUGUCACAUUCAAGUGUCACCGCGCAGAUAUCUUCUAUGUUCAGAAGGAUAGUGAUAUUAAUGUGAAGGCGGGUGAUCUUGUCAUCGUCGAGGCUGACCGAGGCACGGACUUGGGCACUGUGCAGCAUGCCAAUGUGACAAUACAGAAGGCGCGCGACCUCAAACAGCGGUAUGCCCAGGAGCACUACAAACGGCUUAUGUUUUUGCAUCAAAGACAACAUGAGGGCCCGAACUUGGCAAAUACAGGCAUGCAUAUCAUCAAUGGUAUGGACGGCGUGGGCACCCACGCACAUGGCGUGCAGAAGACCGGUGCAAAUAUCAAGCCCAAGCUCAUCAAGCGCCUAGCACAGUAUCAUGAGAUCGAACCGCUGCGCAACAAGGCAGGAAACGAGGUCAAUGCUAAGCGGGUCUGCCAGCACAAAGUCGCCGAACAUCGGCUAAACAUUCAAGUUCUGGACGCCGAGCUUCAAAUGGACGGGAAGAAACUCACAUUCUACUACUUCGCGGAUUCGUAUAUCAACUUCAACUCAUUGGUCGCCGAGUUAUUUAAGAUCUAUAAGACUCGAAUCUGGAUGUCCGCCAUCAACCCUGCCGCAUUAAUGAUGCCGCCGACAGCCGCCCUGCAGGGACCCAGCAGGUUGAGCAACCCGCUUUACAGAGAGGACGAACGAUAUACCGACUGUCGCCACCUGUGUGGCGACUCGACCUACGAUGGAGUACGGGAUGCGGCCAAUACUCAACCCGAGAGCACGCUUUUCACCGCUUACAAUGACCCUUACGAACCAUUGGCUCAGCCAUCACGCCGAGUGGCCGCGGCGAACGAAUCAUUUUUCCAUUCUCUCCGGUCACCUAUUACCCCAUGGAGAUGA